CGGUAUAAAAGAGGAGGAUGGAAGCGUUCCGAAUUCAGUCUGCUUUUUGAAAUCGAGUUAAACGCCAAGGAUCAUAAAAAAGUCAAAAUGAAGGGUUUCGCUAUUUUCGCUCUCUGCAUUGUUGCCGUUUCGGCAGGCAUUGUCGAUCAUGAAGCAUGUGGUGGAGCAGGUCAGGUGCGGCAGGUUCGAAUUAGCGAUUGUGAAGGUGUCGUGGCAGAAAUGAGGCAAGGCGUUGAAUACGCUGUUGAAGCAGACGUCGUUCCCGCGGCAUCCUCAGCUGGCCUGCACCUCAAGGUGACGGUGGUUUUCAUGGGCAACACAAUUCCAAUUAUUGACGCCGUCGUGCCAAACUCCGCCGUCCAACCGGGAGUACAGUACACGCUGCAAUGGUCUAUCACUCCAGGGGCAAUCCCAGUCGGAAAUACGGUCCCAGUAACGUCCGAGGUCUCCGAUGCGGCGUCGACAACUGUCCUUAUGUGUGCCAGAAUUACGGCACGGAUUAUUUAAAUUUUACAUGUAUUUGUCUGGUAAUGGAAUGAUUGGUUAAUUUAUUCAGAAUAAAAUUACGUUGAUCUUA
Molecule: messenger RNA, 577 nt
Organism: Folsomia candida
Lineage: Eukaryota; Metazoa; Arthropoda; Collembola; Entomobryomorpha; Isotomidae
Exons: 2
Coding region: 88-507 (139 amino acids)
Source: RefSeq, a predicted model, not a curated record